UCGGCAGCGUACGGACGUAAUUUGAGCUUGCGUUAUAGCGCUAUUAGUCUGAAAAAGGGUUGACAAAAGAAUAAAACGAUGAAACUAAAAAAAAUCAAAAAUCAAAAAUUCUCUCCAAAUUUUGGUUAAACGCUGAGUCUAAAAGUGCAAAAAAAGCUAUUAAAAGCAAGAAAACUUCAUUAGAAAAUCCAAAACAACUGUGCAAAAUAUAUAAUGUUAAUGCUGAACUAAAAAAAUAAACAGAUUGUGUGAAAACAGGUAACUCUUAGCCUUCGAGUCAUAGCUAAAAUUAAAGAGAUUCGGGAUAGUGAACGAGCAAAAAGGAUUAUUUUUCUACAAGGAACAGCGGGACCAUAAAAAUGGUUAACUUGAACUGCCGUAUGACGGAGGAGGCCAGAGAACAAAGGCGCAUCAAUGAUGAAAUUGAAAGGCAGUUGCGCAUGGACAAGAGAAAUUCGCGCCGUGAGCUUAAACUUUUGAUACUGGGACCGGGCGAGUCCGGCAAGUCAACAUUCAUCAAGCAGAUGCGUAUCAUCCAUGCCAAAGGCUUCUCACCCAAUGAAGUACGUGGGUAUAUAAAGCUGGUUUACCAGAACAUCUUCAUGGCCAUGCAGUCCAUGAUCAAGGCCAUGGACAAGCUGGAUAUUUCCUAUGCUCACGAAGAUCAUAUCAAACUGGCCGAUCUGGUAAUGAGCAUCCCUUAUGAGAAGGUUGAAACGUUUGAGGAUCCGUACGUGAGUGCCAUUAAAAGGCUUUGGGGCGAUGCUGGCAUCCAGAAGUGCUACGAUCGUCGUAGUGAAUACCAGCUGACUGAUUCAACUGAAUACUUUUUGAACGACAUAGCUCGAAUUGAAAAUGUUUCUUACUUGCCAACCGAGCAGGAUAUUCUUCGUGUCCGAGUGGCGACAGUAGAAAUUCUUGAGUAUCAGUUCAAUUUGGAUGGCUUAAUGAUAAGAAUGUAUGACGUCGCAGGACAGCGAUCGCAGAGAAAUAAGUGGAUUCAUUGUUUUUCGGAUGUGACAUCAAUUAUAUUUCUAGCAGCGCUAUCGGAAUUCGAUCAAAUGCUUGCUGAAGAUGAUAGUGUUAAUCGAAUGAAGGAAUCAAAAGCUUUGUUUGACACGAUAGUUAAAUACAAAUGGUUCCUAAAAACGCCAGUUAUUCUUUUCCUAAACAAGAAGGACUUGUUCGAGCAGAAAAUAAUGACUAAGGAUUUGGUGGACUAUUUUCCUGAAUACGAUGGUCCAAAGAAAGACGCAAUUGCGGCCAGAAGUUUCAUACUGGAAAUGUUUGAAAGUGUAAAAAUUGAUGAAGAUGAAAAAAUUUAUUCUCAUUUUACCUGUGCUACAAAUAAGGAAAAUAUAAGUUUUGUGUUUGCUGCCGUCAAGGACACAAUUGUGCAAAUGCACCUAAGCGAUAUAAAUUUGGACUAAUAAUAAUAAUAAUGAAUAAUUGAUUUUUGGUUCCCAGUUAGUGUUAGUGAAAAAUCCACAAGUCCACAAAACAUUUUUAAAAGUAUGUUGAAGACGUUUCCCAUGGUUCGACGUUACAAAACUGUUAUUUAUUUCAAACUUAUGAUUUACAUAUACAAACGAUUAAAAUUAACACGUUUCACAAA
Messenger RNA from Drosophila elegans, 1615 nucleotides. Its product is annotated as G protein alpha q subunit-like. The record is from RefSeq and is a predicted model, not a curated record. Gene Ontology annotation, cellular component: heterotrimeric G-protein complex. The coding region runs from base 360 to 1430 and encodes 356 amino acids. The transcript is spliced from 9 exons. Gene Ontology annotation, biological process: adenylate cyclase-modulating G protein-coupled receptor signaling pathway. NCBI's taxonomy places the organism in Eukaryota, Metazoa, Arthropoda, Insecta, Diptera, Drosophilidae. Gene Ontology annotation, molecular function: G protein-coupled receptor binding; GTPase activity; guanyl nucleotide binding.